UGACAAUUGUUUGUUUUCUUCCCUUUCUAAUUUGCCUCCUCGGCCUUGAUAAAUAGCACUCCACCCCUCUGCCUUCUGCUCACACCCAACCUCCAAGAAAAAAACCCAUUUCUCCCUCUCUCUCUCUCUCUCUCUCUUCCAGAGAAUUGCUGAAAAGCAAUGGCUCUUCUCUGCAUUGUCUCUCUCAUAGCAUUGGCAAGUACAAUUGUUGAGGCCAGAAUUCCUGGUGUCUACUCUGGCGAGGCAUGGCAGGGUGCUCAUGCUACUUUCUAUGGCGGCAGUGACGCCUCUGGAACUAUGGGAGGGGCAUGUGGGUACGGAAAUCUGUACAGCCAAGGCUACGGUGUGAACACAGCGGCACUAAGCACAGCUCUUUUUAACAACGGUUUGAGCUGUGGAGCUUGCUUCGAGAUCAAGUGUGCAAAUCAGCCUCAAUGGUGUCACUCUGGUAGCCCCUCCAUUUUUGUCACAGCCACAAACUUUUGCCCUCCAAAUUACGCCUUGCCCAACGACAAUGGCGGUUGGUGCAACCCUCCUCGCCCCCACUUCGAUCUCGCCAUGCCCAUGUUCCUCAAGAUCGCCGAGUACCGCGCCGGCAUUGUCCCUGUCUCUUAUCGCCGGGUGCCAUGCCGGAAGCAAGGCGGGAUCAGGUUCACGAUCAACGGCUUCAAGUACUUCAACUUGGUUUUGAUCACCAACGUCGCGGGUGCAGGGGAUAUAGUGAAGGUGAGCGUGAAAGGGUCGAAGACUGGAUGGAUGAGCUUGAGCCGCAACUGGGGUCAGAACUGGCAGUCAAAUGCUGUCUUGGCUGGACAGUCACUCUCCUUCAGGGUCACAGGCAGUGACCGACGCACUUCCACUUCCUGGAACAUUAUCCCUGCCAAUUGGCAGUUUGGCCAAACUUUCACUGGAAAGAAUUUCAGGGUCUAAUAUUCAAUUUUCCCGCUUUAUUAUAUCAUUUCGUUUUUGGGAAAAGAGAGAAAGAGUUGUGCGGUUAAAAACUUUUUUUUGACUGUUGGUGGGGGGUGAGGAGAGAGAAAAAGAAGAAGAAGGUAAAAGUGAAGUUGUAAGCAGCUGAGGUGGCUGGUCAUAUAGCCCGCAGCUUUGGUUGUUGUUAUAAUAUAUACCAUAAGUUAUAGACAUGAUCAAGUAUUUUUCAA
This is a messenger RNA of Prunus avium (sweet cherry), 1160 nucleotides long. It is a transcript of the gene EXPA16, whose product is annotated as expansin A16. Lineage: Eukaryota; Viridiplantae; Streptophyta; Magnoliopsida; Rosales; Rosaceae. The record is from RefSeq and is a predicted model, not a curated record. Gene Ontology annotation, cellular component: extracellular region. Gene Ontology annotation, biological process: plant-type cell wall organization.